Brassica napus (rape) is the source of this 1530-nucleotide messenger RNA. Its product is annotated as caffeoylshikimate esterase-like. The record is from RefSeq and is a predicted model, not a curated record. The transcript is spliced from 7 exons. The coding region runs from base 145 to 1059 and encodes 304 amino acids. Lineage: Eukaryota; Viridiplantae; Streptophyta; Magnoliopsida; Brassicales; Brassicaceae. Gene Ontology annotation, cellular component: membrane. Gene Ontology annotation, molecular function: lipase activity.
AAUUUCCCCUCAUUCUCUCAUCAUCGCUGUCCUCUUAUCCCCUUUUCUUGUUCUGGUAACAAAUCUCUUAAACCGUGACUCUCGUCUUCUUUAAAUUGAAAUAAAAUCCAGUUUAGCUUCUUACCAAAGAAAAAAAACAACACAAUGGUUAAGUACGGAGAGGAUUAUGUGUUGAAUUCACGAGGGAUGAAGCUCUUCACGUGUUCAUGGAGACCAGAAGAGCAGCAAGAACCAAAGGCAAUGAUCUUUUUAUGCCACGGCUACGGAAUGGAAUCAAGCAUCACCAUGAAUAGCACGGCAAUAAGGUUGGUGAACGCAGGGUUUGUGGUCUACGGAAUAGACUAUGAAGGUCACGGUAAAUCCGGGGGAUUAAAUGGUUACAUACAAAACUUUGAUGAUCUUGUUGAUGACGUCUCUUCUCAUUUCUCUUCAAUUUGUGAUAAGGAAGAGAAUAAAGGAAAGAUGAGGUUCCUGAUGGGAGAAUCCAUGGGAGGAGCGGUCGUGUUACUAUUAGCAAGAAAGAAGCCUGAGUUUUGGGACGGUGCCGUUCUAGUCGCUCCCAUGUGUAAGCUAGCAGAAGAGAUAAAGCCACAUCCUAUGGUGAUCAAGUUUCUCACAAAGCUAACUCGGGUUAUUCCAACUUGGAAGAUAGUUCCUAGCAACGAUAUAAUUGACGUCGCAUUUAAAGAAUCCCACAUCAGAAAACAGGUUAGGGAAAAUGAGUAUUGCUACAAGGGCCGGCCUCGCUUGAAAACUGCUCAUCAACUCUUAACAACUAGCUUGGAUCUUGAGAAGAAUCUUCAUCAGGUAGCGAUGCCAUUUAUUGUCCUUCACGGAGAAGAUGAUAAAGUUACAGACAAAGACGUAAGCAAGCUACUAUACGAGGUGUCAUCCAGUUCCGACAAGACUUUCAAGUUAUACCCGAAUAUGUGGCAUGGGCUUUUGUACGGUGAGUCUCCUCAGAAUUUGGAGAUUGUGUUUGGUGAUAUCAUUGGAUGGUUAAACGAGAGAGCUUCGGUUACUAACCAAAGGAUAGAGACUGAGUUAAAGCAUGCAUAAAUGAUGGUUUUUCCAUGCAUAAAUAAUUCUUGUGACAACACAAGAAUUAUUACUACUAUUGUAACUCAUGUACAACACAGUAUCAUACAAUACAAGCUAUGCUGUUUGCCAUAAUUCUCAUAUAAAUAAAGCCUGUUUAACUUGAAACCCAUUUUGGAUUUGGAAAAUCAAAGGCUUAAUUUGAAUGAUUGAUUGCACCAGUUCAGAUGAACUAAAUAUAUGCAUUGAAUGCUUUAACAAUAGAGUGAAACCCUAUAAGAUUCAUAAUAAAAAAAUGUCAGAAUUUUGCAAUUCACGUUUAAUAGUGAACUUUUUAUUUAUUUUUAAAUUCUUAUAAUGCUCAACCCAAAAUAUUAUGUUUAUUUUGCGUGAUUUUGAAGCAUAUAAACAACUGUUCAAAAAUUAGUUUAUACUAUUUGGAUAUUUAAGUUCUCAAGAAUAGUCAUAAAUUUUGUUUGCUUCUCUAUUAAC